Brassica napus (rape) is the source of this 639-nucleotide messenger RNA. Its product is annotated as GPN-loop GTPase QQT2-like. The coding region runs from base 1 to 639 and encodes 212 amino acids. Gene Ontology annotation, molecular function: GTPase activity. NCBI's taxonomy places the organism in Eukaryota, Viridiplantae, Streptophyta, Magnoliopsida, Brassicales, Brassicaceae. The record is from RefSeq and is a predicted model, not a curated record. The transcript has 4 exons.
AUGGAUGAUCCCAUGGAAUCUUCUGGUGAAGAGAACUGUGUGGAAGAGAGUCACAAGCUGGUCGACUCAUUGGACAAGCUUCAUGUAAGUCCUGGGAGCUCUUCCAACUUCAAGAAGAAGCCUGUCAUUAUCAUUGUUGUUGGAAUGCGUGGAUAUGUGUUGAACCUUGACCCUGCUGUAAUGUCUCUUCCCUUUGGGGCCAACAUUGAUAUAAGAGACACCGUCAAGUACAAGGAAGUUAUGAAGCAGUAUAACUUGGGGCCUAAUGGUGGCAUUAUGACGUCACUCAACUUGUUUGCUACUAGAUUCGAUGAGGUUGUCUCUGUGAUUGAGAAACGUGCAGACCAGCUUGAUUAUGUCCUAGUGGAUACUCCUGGUCAGAUUGAAAUCUUUACAUGGUCUGCUACUGGUGCUAUAAUCACCGAAGCUUUUGCUUCGACCUUCCCAACUGUUGUCACCUACGUGGUUGAUACUCCACGUUCUACAAGCCCAAUCACUUUUAUGAGCAACAUGCUUUACGCUUGUAGUAUUCUCUACAAGACCCGGUUGCCUCUUGUCUUGGCUUUCAACAAAACCGAUGUGGCAGACCACAAGUUUGCCUUAGAGGUUAUGCUUCUUCAACUGUUUUAUAAAUAUUGA